AUGUCACGAGAAGAGCUCGGCUGCCGCGCCGGUGCUGUUCCGCGACCGAUACCCACUGCCCUCAUCGCGGAGACCCUGCAGAAUCUGGCCAAGGCUAAGUGGUUCACCAAGUUGGACGUGGUGGCCGCUUUCCAUAAGAUCCGCAUGGCUCCGGGACAUGAGGGAAAGACUGCAUUUCGCACGAGGUUUGGGCUCUACGAGUGGCUCGUGUGCCCUUUCGGCCUGAGCGGCGCCCCGGCAUCAUUCCAACGAUACAUGAACAGUGUAUUGCGCGAAUGGCUGGACGACUUUGUCACAGCGUACCUGGAUGAUGUACUGAUCUACUCGAGCGGUUCGAAGGCGGAUCAUGAGGCUAAGGUGCGACGAGUUCUCCAAGCACUCGCCGACGCUGGGCUGCACCUAGACCCAGCGAAGUGCGAGUUUUCGGUACAAGAGGUCAAAUACCUUGGGUUCAUCGUCAACGCAGGGAAAGGAAUCGCCUGCGACCCCGAAAAGCAGCGCGCCAUCCGCGAAUGGGAGGCCCCGACCACGGUGAAGGGUGUCAGAAGCUUUCUGGGCUUCGCCAACUAUUACCGGAUCUUCAUCCCCGACUAUGCCAAGAUCACGCAGUCUCUGGAUGCCCUGCUUAAGAAAGGAACUGCCUUUCAUUGGGGACGAGCGGAGAACGAGGCGUUUCAGGAGCUGAAGCGACGAUUUUGCGAGUCACCGGUGCUCAAGCAGUGGGACCCGAGCCUCCCGACCUUUUUGGAGACGGAUUGCUCAGGCUACGCAUUGGGAGGCGUCCUGUCGCAGGAAGGCCCAGAUGGACGUCGACACGCAUGCGCCUUCUUCUCGAAGCGACUUUCGCCAGCGGAGUACAACUAUCCCAUUCACGACAAGGAGAUGCUUGCCAUCAUGAGAUGUCUCGACAACUGGAACGCCGAACUUAGGAGCUGCGGCCCAUUUACAAUCCUUACCGAUCACCGCAACCUGGAGUAUUUCAUGACACGCCAGAAGCUCACGGAACGGCAGAGCCGUUGGGCAGCCGAAUUGUCCCAGUUCGACUUCAAGCUCGAGUAUCGACCGGGAAGCGAGGCUGUCGUGCCUGAUGCGUUGUCCCGCCGUGAACAAGACAAGCCACAGGGCAUUGACGACGAGCGGGAACAAGGAAGAAUGAUACAGUUGAUACCGGAUAGUGCCAUUCCAUCAUCGACAAGAGCAUGUAUCAACGCGAUGAGUUCUGACUGUUCAGAGGCAUCCACCCUGCCGAAGAUGAAGGUCUUCGAGGUAGCGGACCUGCAGCAACUCUGGGACGAAACGGUGGCGAAGGACUCGAUAUUCCGGGCAGCCUAUAAGGCAGUCCGCGAUCGCGAGCGUGCCUUCCCGCCCUCGCUGGGCCUGAAGAUCCAGAUUUCAGAAUGUGCGAUCGACGCAGGCAAAAGGCUGACAUUCAGAGACCGUAUUUGGGUGCCGGGUGGAUCCGGAGAGGAGGGUAACCAGGAGGAAGCUGAGAAAGACCAGUUGAGAACCCGCAUUGUGCAGCAGUCGCAUGACUCUGUUGCGACCGGUCAUCCCGGCAGGAAGUCCCAGCUGGUUCGCCGAUCGAAAAGGGAUUUCAAGCCUCUGCCGAUUCCAGAUCGACCCCGAAGCCAUUUGUCCAUGGACUUCAUCACAGAUCUGCCGCCUACUGGACCGAGCAAGGCAAGGUACCUGUGGGUGAUUGUGGACAGACUGACAAAGGCUGUGACCCUCGAGGUGAUGGACAACAUGGAAGCUGAGCCGUGUGCAAACCGUUUUCUCCAGUGUCAUUACCGAUUUCACGGAAUGCCACGGUCCAUCGUCAGCGACCGCGGGAGCAACUGGCUAAGUAGGUUCUGGAAGAGGUUCUGCCGUCUUGCAGGUGUCACGCAGAAAUUGAGCACGGCCUAUCAUCCUCAGACGGACGGAGGGCCAGAGAGAAUGAACCAGGAGAUCGAGGCCUACCUGAGAGCCUACGUGUCCGACCAAGAUCAGCCCCUUUUCGCUGAGCAUGGUUACCACGUCGAUCCCAUCAGCGUCGAGGAAUCGGAAGAGCCACCGAGGCAUAGAGAGGAAAGCAGAGCUGAUAGCCUACUCAGUCGCCUGCAGGAGGUCAAUGAGUACAUGCAAGCAGUGAUGGCCUCCUCACAGCAACAACAAGAAGAGGCUGCCAACGCAAAGCGACAGCCUGCGGAGCGAUUUGAAGUUGGUGACAAGGUGUGGCUCUCGAUGGCAAACUACAGAUCGCCACGACCGUGCAAGAAGCUCGACUGGCUGCAUCACAAGUACACAGUCACGAAGGUAAUUAGUUCGCACGUUGUUGAGCUCGAUGUUCGUGGCUCAAUUUACCCGCGAUUUCAUGUAGAUGACGCACAGCCACCACCGGUACAAGAUGAGUCCGGCACGGAUCUGUGGGAUGUCGACGAGAUCCUCUGCGCGAGAUGGAAGAAGCGCGGACGAGGGGAAUUCAGGCAAGCACUAGUGCGAUGGACGGGCUACGCAGAGCCGACUUGGGAGCCAGUUGAGUGGUUGCAAGGAACAAUUGCGAUGAAGGCAUUCGAGGACAAGUACGGGCCAAUCAAGACCAAUGAUGGCCCUAGGGAGAGGUACGAGACGCUGGCAGGAACGCAAGAACCCGCAGACGCCGACCUGGUCGGAGGGGACAAGGGGUAA
Hirsutella rhossiliensis is the source of this 2670-nucleotide messenger RNA. RefSeq names its product reverse transcriptase (RNA-dependent DNA polymerase) domain-containing protein. Lineage: Eukaryota; Fungi; Ascomycota; Sordariomycetes; Hypocreales; Ophiocordycipitaceae. Bases 1 to 2670 code for a protein of 889 amino acids. Gene Ontology annotation, molecular function: nucleic acid binding. The record is from RefSeq and is a predicted model, not a curated record. The transcript is spliced from 7 exons. Gene Ontology annotation, biological process: DNA integration.